Messenger RNA from Rubroshorea leprosula, 531 nucleotides. The record is from the annotation of a GenBank genome assembly. Lineage: Eukaryota; Viridiplantae; Streptophyta; Magnoliopsida; Malvales; Dipterocarpaceae.
AGCACCGUAGCCACUGGUAUGAUUCGUAUCUUAAGUCCGUCUCGGAAUCGGCUGAAAUGAUAUACACUUACGAGCAAGUCAUUCACGGUUUCUCCACGCGGUUGAUGCUGGAGGAAGCUGUGCAACUCGAGAGCCAACCCGGGAUUCUCUCUGUUUUGCCCCUCUGUUUUGCCCGAGGGAAGUACGAGUUACACACAACUCGGACUCCUGAGUUCCUGGGACUCGACAAAAGCACCGAUUUGUUUCCCGAGUCGGACUUAAUGAGUGAAGUAGUUAUUGGUGUGCUGGAUACCGGUGUUUGGCCGGAGAGUAAGAGCUUUAUCAAUACCGGACUUGGGCCGGUGCCCAGUAACUGGAAAGGCGAGUGGGAAUCGGCUACCAAUUUUGGUAUCAGGAAUUUUUAGCUUCUUGUUUGGUAGUGGAUGGGAUGAAGUGAAAGUUGUUAUUUGGCUUGGGUUAGUUACUGAAAGCUGCAAAAGGAUUGCCUUGGAAGUAUUUGUAAAAUUGCCUUAAUCAAUAAUUUGAAUAUUA